Messenger RNA from Cyphellophora europaea CBS 101466, 1044 nucleotides. RefSeq lists its product as uncharacterized. Lineage: Eukaryota; Fungi; Ascomycota; Eurotiomycetes; Chaetothyriales; Cyphellophoraceae. The record is from RefSeq and is a predicted model, not a curated record. The transcript has 2 exons. The coding region runs from base 1 to 1044 and encodes 347 amino acids.
AUGAAUUCUCACGACGACCUCAAACAACGGAGUCAAAUCCCGACGAUAGCGCCGAGGGCGUGCCAUCCUGAGCAACACCGUGAGCCAACUGCGCCAGACAGAUCUCCUCACAGCCUCAAUGUCGCCGCUACCGCUCCUGCUGCGAAGGAAGAACGCCUCAACAACCUCGAUCAGACGUUGGUCGCGCCGGAUUCAUGGCAGGUCUAUCAUCCAUACCGGACUAGCCUUGAGCAAGUAAAUGCCUCUACUCUUGGAACAGCCAUACUUGAGGUGCAGGAAUGGCUGAAAGUCUGGGUGCUCGUGGGGCGCACGCCUUUCAUACACUCCCAGACAUAUCGGGACCAGAUGCCACAGUGCCUCCAGGACGCCUAUACAGCGUGCGCAACCUACUAUGCCAGCACCAAAGAUACUAAGGGUAUUGCUCUGCAAAUCAUAGAAGACUUUGUUGGGCGCCUCUUGGACGACAUGGCCAUCGAAGAUGUCGAGUCUUUAUCGCCAUCUUGUGUGCUUGUUCUACAUCUAGCACGGGUGCAGGCAAUGCUCGUAUACCAAACAAUCCGCCUCUUUGACGGCGAUAUCAGGCAGAGAGCACUGGCGGAGGAACAAGCGCCGACGCUCAAGAACUGGAAUGAAGCUAUGCUCACAUGUGCCCUACGAAGCAGCCAAUUCAUCCAGUCUAUCAAUCGGAAUCGGAAUCUGGGCGACUUCGCCGCCUGGCAAGCCUGGAUCUUGGCAGAGUCGUGCCGCCGUACAUGGGUAGUGAGCAGCGUCGUUCAAUGCACGUACUACAUUCUCAAAGGAGGGUCUGCUUACUGCCCGGGACAUAUAAUGUUCACGGCAAGGACGGGUCUUUGGGCCGCCGAGACGUGCUUCGCCUGGGUGGAGGCGCAGCAGGACAAAGACCCGCUCUUCUACAAUGAUGCCAACGGUGGAGACAUCAUGGCUCAAGCAACGAUCAAGGAUGUUGAUGAAUUCGCACUAUGGGCUUUGAAAGUGUCCACGUCGCCGGGCACCGUGGAAAGCUGGAGCUCUGUUCACAAAUAA